Molecule: messenger RNA, 777 nt
Organism: Aspergillus tanneri
Lineage: Eukaryota; Fungi; Ascomycota; Eurotiomycetes; Eurotiales; Aspergillaceae
Exons: 1
Coding region: 1-777 (258 amino acids)
Source: RefSeq, a predicted model, not a curated record
AUGUCCAGUCUCCUCAAGUCGCGCUGGGCGCCUCUCCCUGAGGAGACAAAGACAACAACGACAUGCCCCUCCCCUUCAAAGCCGUCUUCCUCUCCCGUUUCUUACUCCACGCUCCUGUCCCCAGCGCAGGAGCUCGCCCGGUUCAUGAAGAUUGUCGCGCGAUUGAAAUGGAAACUCCCCUGCCUCGAAGAGGGCUACCGACUCGCCACGCUUCCCACCUCACACGGCGUUGACGUCGACGUCGCACAUGCCGAAAUAAUGUUCAAGAUCGAUUUCCACGAAUACUACGCGCUGUUGGAGCGUGCGAUCGUUCAUCUGCUGGGCGUGUUUGGGGUCAUGGUUACACGGACUGGUUCUUCGGGAACGCGGAACACAGGCCAGGGUGUGCAGUGGGUUCGACCGCCAUCGCAAUCGCAUCGGUAUCAUGCGAAUGUGCUGAGAGCAUUGCAGGAGGAACGUAGUCCGUUGCAUUCGGUGCUUGGGAAGGGCGUGGUGUUUGAGCAGUUGAAGAAGGCGAAGGAAUUGAGGAAUCGGUGGAAAACGGCAGAUAUGGUGGAGAAUGAGAAUGGUGGCGAUGGGGGUUCGUCUCAGAUGGAGCAGCUCGUCCCGUUGGAGAGGUACGAUGUCGAUAAGAUCUUGAUGGAUGUCUUUGGAGGCUUGGAAGAGGGGUAUCUGCUUGCGCAGGCGCAUGUGGCCAGGACGGAGGGGAUGACCAAGGUCGAGAAUGAGGGGGGCUGGGAUUUUAUUGUAGAUGCGAUGGACUGGGAGGCUGUAUAG